AUGGAGUUUACCAGUUCUAGUAUUUCUCAGUUGAAUAGUUCCUUAACACCAGGGGCAGGAUUCCCUAGACCUGUACAACCAAGUAUGCCUCCUCUGCCACCAUCUCUGCAAACAGCAGGAUCUGCCCUUAGUCAACCAAAUGUGCCUUAUCCUUCAUCAAUGAAUAAUUCUAUCCCGUCAAUGAAUACAAGUGUACCUCCACGACAAGGACAACCGCAACCACAACUUCCACCAAUGCCACCAUCACAACCAUCAUUUGAACAGUUACCACCUGCAAAGACAACUCCUGUUCUGUCACCACCCCUUUCAGUAUAUCCACAAAUGCCAGGGGGAGGAGUAUACCAACAGUACCAACCACAGCAGCAUCAACUACAACAACAACAACCAGACCCAUAUCCUCAACAAUUUCAGAAUACUCAGUUUUCACCUUCACCAUCAUCUUUAGCUCCGCGACAAGCUUCAUCGACAUCACCAACUAUCUGGCCAGCAGCACCUCCACUGUGUAGUAUACCUAAGACGAGUAUAGAUUCAACUCCUUAUACUGAUAGCAACAAUAUUUUAACAUCAAAUUCUUCUCCUGAUGGUUCUGUCAAUGUUAAUACUGUUUCACAGACUUCAAAUGUCAAUUCAGAUACUACUACUACUACUCCUGCUAAUAGCAGUGGUAAUGACGUUUGCUUAUUACCGGAAGAAUAUAAUUCAAUACGUAAAGUACUAAUUGAUUUAAUAUAUAAUUGUCGUCAAACUGGAGGCAAACAAUAUCGUAAUAAACUAGAUGAUGUAGAACGUCGUUUAGACCAAUUUUUCAAGAAUAUCUCUACUGGUACAUUACAAUUGACUGGUUCCACUUUUGAAUGUCUGCAACAGUGUACCCUGUUAGCUGAACAAUUCAAUUAUACUGAAGCAUUGAAACAAGUGAAUUUGUUAAUUCAGUCAGCUUUUCAAUUACCAGAUAUUCAGUGUUUUGGUCCAGCAUUAAAAAUAUUAAUGCAAACAGCCAAACAAUUAUAUCCAACAUCCUCUCCAACUUCUGCUGCUGCUGCUGCUUCGACUUCAGCUUCAACACCGGUGAAUCAGUAUCCAGUUGUGUCUCAUCGUAUUCAUUAA
Messenger RNA from Trichobilharzia regenti, 1107 nucleotides. The record is from the annotation of a GenBank genome assembly. Lineage: Eukaryota; Metazoa; Platyhelminthes; Trematoda; Strigeidida; Schistosomatidae.